AUUGAUUUGUUUACUUUCAGCAAGCAGACAGAAAAGGUGCAGCCGACUGAUUCCCUGAGUAGUGACGUGUAGAUUUACGGUCGGAAACGAUAGGAAAACUGGCUUUCCAAGCACUUUCUAGGACCAUUUCAUGUACAGCUUUUGGCACAUUGAGAUCGGCUCCGAGAAAUCGGUCAAACAUGUCUCAUUCACGUGACAUUUUAUGUCUGUUUGACGUUGAUGGUACCUUAACAGCCCCUCGCAAGGUUGUUGAGCCCAAUAUUUAUAAGUUCCUUAUGGAAGAAGUGAAGCCCAAAUGCUGUAUAGGAUUGGUCGGAGGAUCCGACCAGAGUAAAAUUGCUGAACAAAUGGGAGGUGAUCAAUGUCUCAAAGAAUUUGACUUUGUUUUCUCUGAAAAUGGUUUACUGGCUGUUAAAAAUGGUGCUGAAAUUGGGAGACAAACAAUCCAGUCUUUUGUGGGAGAAGAACGUCUUCAAAGAUUCAUUAAUUACACUCUGCUGUGUUUAUCUGAAAUUGAAUUACCUGUGAAGCGGGGAACAUUUGUUGAAUUUCGAACUGGGAUGCUUAAUAUUUCUCCCAUUGGCCGGUCAUGCAGUAGAGAGGAGAGGAAUGCAUUUGAAAAGUAUGACAAACAGCACAGCAUCCGCCCUAAAUUAAUAGAAAAGCUAAAGAGCAAGUUUCCUGACCUGGGUUUCACCUACAGUAUAGGAGGGCAGAUCAGUUUUGAUGUCUUUCCUAAUGGCUGGGAUAAGACACACAGCCUUAAUUAUCUUGAAAAAGAAAAUUUCAAAGAAAUCCAUUUCUUUGGAGAUAAAAUUGAAAAAGGAGGCAAUGAUCAUGAGAUCUAUAAUGAUCCUCGUGUCAUAGGUCAUGCUGUAACAUCACCAGAGGAUACAAAGGAACAAGUUUGUAAAGUGCUUAAAACAGUGCAGUUGCAAUAAAGUAUUCAGGACAGAGUGAA
Molecule: messenger RNA, 961 nt
Organism: Frankliniella occidentalis (western flower thrips)
Lineage: Eukaryota; Metazoa; Arthropoda; Insecta; Thysanoptera; Thripidae
Gene: Pmm2
Exons: 5
Coding region: 180-941 (253 amino acids)
Biological process (GO): mannose metabolic process; GDP-mannose biosynthetic process; protein N-linked glycosylation
Cellular component (GO): cytosol
Molecular function (GO): phosphomannomutase activity
Source: RefSeq, a predicted model, not a curated record